CAUCAUCAUAACGCACAAUAAUCCCUAAAAUGACUAACAAACUUCCAGAUCCCCAGCAUCAGUCCGCAUUUGUUACUCAUCUGCCUCGGGAAGUUCGCGAUAGAAUCUAUCUUGAGCUAUGGCGUUCCUGCGGUCUUUGCCAACACAUUAUCUGGCACCGUAAUAAAGAUGACAAAACCAAAUCUCACUUCUGUCGCUGGAAAUGUACCACGCCAUUUUCUGUACAAGACGAGCUCCAAGAAACGAUUGAAGCCACGAGGAUCGAGGUUGGUGCUUCUUUAGGUGACAGCUUAUGCAGCAAAACCUAUGCCCUGCAGCUGUUUUCUGCCUGGAAGAACCACUUCGCCUGUGGCCAACGUAUCGUGAAGGUCUAUGGCAGGGAUGCUGAUCCUGGUAUUCGAACCUGUUCUUCUCGAGGGCCUUGCUGGAGUAGCCAUAAAUCGAGCUCAGAGAAUUUGUCGACGUGCAGCCCAUAUUUCAGUAUGCUACUAUCAUGCAAGAUCAUCUCCUCAGAAUGCCUCGAGUCGAUUUAUGAAUCGACUGCUUUCAUCUUCACAGACACCGUUGCCCUCAACAUGUUUGUUGGUUUCUGCAAGGUACCGGAACUCUGGAAAGAAGAGAUCAAUGUAGCCAUUCCGCCGCCAGUCUUUCGCACCUAUGGCAGGCACCUCGAGCUAUCCUUAGAACCAGUCUUCCCUAUGCUGUUACCGUGCUCAUCACCUAUUUUAACACCACUACCAGAAGAGCGUCACGCGUCUCUCGAUUUCCAUGGGCUUCGCCUUGAUCUUUUGGAGAAUCUCACGGCCCAUAACAUCUGGGUCGCCGCCCGCUCCACAGCUUUAUUGCUGGACGAAAAUGCAGGUAAUAUCGAUCAGAGCCCUUACAAUAUCACUCGGUUAGACCUUGAAUUUCUCAAGCAGGUCUUGUUACCCGUGAAACAAGUGAGAAAUAUUACGCUGAGCAUGCCUCUGGCUCAUGUUUCUGAACCUGAAGACGGUUAUGUAGAUGAUGAUACGCACCUACGGAUAUGGCGAAGAGGUGCAGGAGAUAGAUUUCAUCCAGCUUUAUUGCCAGUCAUUCAGGUUGAACGCUUAGACAGCAAUGUCUAUUCGAACACAGACAGGUAUGUCAGUAGGUUGCCAACGGUACAUUAGCAUUGGCAUAUUCGUUAGGAGGUCAGACUGGCGUAUAAUCCACAAGCUGAAACCCACGUUCAUUAUUCACAAGAGGCCAGUUUCGCUCCAGGUGAGACGACAUCAUCACAACGUCGGGGCGUAACGCGACUGGUGGGAUUUAUACACUCUAAAGGGAAAUGGAUGAA
Messenger RNA from Fusarium redolens, 1321 nucleotides. RefSeq lists its product as uncharacterized. The record is from RefSeq and is a predicted model, not a curated record. Bases 30 to 1154 code for a protein of 374 amino acids. NCBI's taxonomy places the organism in Eukaryota, Fungi, Ascomycota, Sordariomycetes, Hypocreales, Nectriaceae. The transcript has 2 exons.